Molecule: messenger RNA, 2447 nt
Organism: Bombyx mori (domestic silkworm)
Lineage: Eukaryota; Metazoa; Arthropoda; Insecta; Lepidoptera; Bombycidae
Gene: Cad96Cb
Product: protocadherin-16
Exons: 15
Coding region: 258-2447 (729 amino acids)
Biological process (GO): homophilic cell-cell adhesion; cell-cell junction assembly; multicellular organism development
Cellular component (GO): membrane; adherens junction; catenin complex
Molecular function (GO): calcium ion binding; cadherin binding
Source: RefSeq, a predicted model, not a curated record
AGUCUCAUUUCGUGUUCUAGGUCAAGUAUGUUAUUAAAUUAAAGUGAUAUAUUAAACGUAAAUUGUAUUAGUUAGGUAAUUACCACCGGCUCCACACGCGUUGUCAACGAGUAAACUACGAUAAGAAUGGAAUUUAUCCUGAUCAGCUUCAGACUCUGUAACUUCGGACUGUUUUAAUCUCAGAUUCAUCAACUGUAACUGUUAAACGGAGGCGCGGCAAGAUCUGCCCGGAAUGCAUCCGAAUCGGUAGCGGCAGCAUGCCUGCUCUCGCUCUCUUCCUCCUCUUGUUUCUCCUGGAUACACCUUCCAGUUUACGCGCUCAAGCUGGCGAGUGGUCUCCGAGACCUAAGAGAGAUGAAGCGGCCACCACUCCACCUGCCGCCACAGUCGCUGCCAUCGCAUUGUCUAUUAAAUCUCGUGCCAUACAAGACAGCAGAUGCUAUCUGAUGAAUGGCGGCGCCGUGGAGAGCUUCUUCAUCAGCGAGGACACACCCAUCGGCAGUAUUAUAGGUACCUUAAGUGUAAAUGGAGAUCCUUCAGAAGACCUUGGAGACAUCACCCUUCGGCUUCAAGAAAAGGGAGCAGCAGUAGGCAUAGUGCCUGGUAGCAAGAACUUGACACUGCUCAGAGCUUUGGAUCGAGAGGAGAAAAUCGGCCCUUCUAAUGUAUACGUUAAUGUACGGUGUGACAGAAGACGAACUACUGAUCCGAGCUUCGUGAUCCCGGUGUCGGUGCGCGUGUGGGACGUUAACGACAACGCGCCGCAGUGGGAGGGCGCGCCGUACGCCGUGCGGGUGUCGGAGACGGCGGCGAGGGGCGCGCGGGCGGCGGCCGUGCGCGCCUCCGACCGCGACCAGCCCGGCCCGCACUCCGCGCUGCACUACGCCGUGCUGCCCGGACCGCAUUCCGAAUAUUUAGGUUUUGAAAAUGAACUAGAACCAAUAAUAGUAGUUAAGAAGCCUCUGGACUUUGAGACAGUAAACAACUUCACAAUAAAGCUCAGGGUACAAGACCAGGGCUCUCCUCCGCUGUACAGCGAUACCACCCUGCAGGUCACAGUGCUGGAUGCCGACGAUCAGAACCCUAAGUUUACCUACGAACAUUACACAGCUCUGCUGCCAGAUGAUGCUGAGGAGGGCACAUUCCUCACGACCUCUCCCGGGCCGAUAUCAGCAGCCGACCAAGACUUGGGCAUCAAUGCUCCGCUGCAGUACUCCAGCACGGGAGACCACAAACAACUGAUUGUCGUCAAUAAGGACACUGGCCAGGUCGCCGCUACUAAACAGCUGAUCGCAGAGUUGGAUCCCUCCGUCACUAUUGUUUUAAAAGCAACACAAGUGGAUAAUCCAGAUCGGUACGCGUUAGCGACGCUUACCAUCCGUAGUACCACACCACGAUCUUCCACUCCGCCCAUCAGCAGGCUUCAGUUCACCCAGAAGCAGUACUCGACCACAGUCAGUGAAGGAGCCUCGCCAGGAUCCGUGCUCCUGACCCUAACCACCGUGCCACAAAAUACAGAAUUUAGGGAGAGUCCACUACAGUUCUACGUAUCAGACCGCAGCUUCUUGGAUAAAUUUGCCAUCAACAACGCCGGUGAAGUCAUACUUAGGAGAUCCCUUGACUAUGAAACUACGUCCAAUUACUUCUACCAAGUUAUGGUCACUGACUCUAUAUCAAAUGACACAGCAUCAAUAAACAUAAGCGUGGAGGACGUGAAUGAGUGGGAGCCGCGGUUCCGACACCCGCAGUACGAGUUCGAGGUGGAGGCGGCGGGGGGCGGGGCGGGGGAGGCGGCGGGGGGGCUGCGCGUGGGCCGGCUGGUGGCGCACGACGGGGACGCCGGCACGCUCGCGCUCAGCCUCGCCGGGCAGCACGCGCGUAUGUUCUACAUUAAUGCCAGCGGAGAUUUAUUCCUGCGGGAGGAAGCGAUCGGAAAUUUAAACUCGUCAUCUCUACACUUGGUGGCCACUGCUAUAGAUUCAGGGAUUCCUCCACGACAGACAUCGGUCCCGGUGACGGUGGUGGUGCGCGGGGCGGGGGGCGCGGCGGGGGGCGCGGUGCGGGGCGCGGGGCUGCUGGCGGCGCUGGUGGCGGCCCUCGCGCUGCUCGCGCUGCUCGUCUGUGGACUCUUCCUCUACAUAUACACCGCCAGGAAAAAACGUAUCAAAUCUCCAGCACCGGCUCCACUCAAACCAGCUGGAUUCAUCAACCACGAGAAAUCCCGACCGCUCCCCUCACCCCUGCCCCCCACCCUCCCCGACUCCGGCGCCAACGGCACCAACACUAUUGCCAACAAUGGCACAGCAACGCUGGCCACCAGCAGCUCCCUGCAGAGUGUCAGCGCCGGGGCUAGUACUAUACUAGCCGGCUCUAGCUCCAGUCUUCAUAUGCCUGACGCUGCCACUAAGCCGUCAAAUGGACACGAAGAUCAAAAGUCAUUCAACUAA